UCGACUUCUUCCAACCAGAAUUACCAAGAAAAAAUCAGUCCAACAUGAAGCUCCACUGGCUAUUGUUUGCCGUUGUCCUGAUUUGUGCCCUGCACGGUAUAUCAAGCACCACCUCCGAGUCCACAUCCUCCACAUCCACGGAGUCAUCCACGGACGCCAGCGACUCCACCAGCACCAGCACCGCUGCCUCCUCCUCAUCCUCCUCUUCGGACACCACUGAGGCUAGCAGCAGCAGCAGCGACACUGCCACCUCCGCCAGCUCCUCCAGUUCCUCGUCCAGCUCCUCCAAGAAGAAGAAGUCCGCCGCCGCCAAGAAGCGUGCGGCCAAGAGGCGUGCCGCCGCUCGCAAGAGGCGUCAAGCCAAGAGGCGUGCUGCCGCCAAGAAGCGGGCGGCCAAGCGGCGUGCCAACAGGGGUUAA
Messenger RNA from Drosophila bipectinata, 419 nucleotides. RefSeq names its product sperm-specific protein Phi-1. The record is from RefSeq and is a predicted model, not a curated record. Lineage: Eukaryota; Metazoa; Arthropoda; Insecta; Diptera; Drosophilidae.